UGUUGUGUGGAAAAGUUGUUGCAACAAGUUUAACCUUUUUUUCCGGUUCGGCAGGGCGACUUCCUUAACCUUGCUUGCCGCUUCCGGUUUCCCGACCAGCGAGCCAACAUUGACUUAUUCGCCGUACAAAUUGAACGAACAGAAGCAGUGAGAGAAAAUGUUGAUUAUUUUUAAUAUUUAACAAAGAUUUUUAUACUCCUGUUAAGGGAAAACUGAGAUGAUUACCAGAUUAGGUUAAAAGUUUCUUCUUUUAAUUUUUCCAACAUUUAUUCCCUAUAAAUGGGGGGGGUUUUCUCUCUCUGCCUAUCGAUGCCAAAAGCUAGCCUUACUUUGCCUAAUAGUUUAGCAAUUCCUUUAAGUACUUUUGCGCUCUGUGCCACCGAAGGAUCCACUUGAGUGGAUCAAGAAGAAGCAAGGAGGAGCAGCUGGCUCACUACCUGUUGACACACUCAACCAGCCAACGUUUACCCUGCGAAUCCCCCAAAGGCAAUGCCAGUUAACCGCGGCAAUCUCUCGAAAAUGCAUUGCUCAAAUUGCAUUACAAUUUAACGAUGGCUUUUCCUUGAUUUCCCAUUUCCCCUUCCCACUCACCCUCUUCGAUAAUUCAUAAAUGCCAUUAGAUUAAUCUCUUCCGAUCGAAAUAUCCGCUGCUUAUUUUCACUGAAGGGAAAAGUUUUGCGGGAUUUUCUUUAAGAGUAAAGAGAAAGAGGCUGGUAUGGUGGGUUAACUUUAGGGAUUUUACUAGUAUUUAGUUCCAUGUCUCAAGUAAGUUUCCUUCUUUAGUAAAAUCUUGUCUAAAAGCAGCUUUCUAUCAAACAAAAAUCCUGACAAACAAAGCCUCUUCUCAUACUCGCUAGUUAAUAUAUAGUUUAAAGGACCUCUCCCCAUAAAAAUGUUUAAUUUAUGGCUCCUGCCUGAUAUAACCUUAAUCAAUGUGGUACUAAAACAUCCAGUUAGAGCCCAUAAAUAAUGCCAGACAUUCGCUAGUCAAGUCCAAGUCCAAGUCCGCGUCCAAGUCCAAAGAGCCAAAUUACCCAUAAAUAAAAUGGGAAAGACGUAGCUUGGAAAAUCUGCCCAGCUGGAUGGUUCGUUCAACAACUCAACUUGAGUUGAAGAAUGUUUUGAAAUAUUUUGGCAUCUAACGGUGUUUUAAAGAGCCCGCAACGAUAUGCAAAUGGUUAAGGGGAAAACCAGGUGAAAAAUGUACAAAAAAAAUAAGAGAAAAAUCGCAUGCCUAUGCAUCGUUCCAUUCUGUUUUAUGGUUCAUAAACUUUCGCUCCUUUGGUGAGUGCUUUUUGCCCUUUUUUUUAUGGGGCACGUUGAAUAAAAAACUGAUUUGUUUUGCUCUCCCGAAAAGCAAAAACUCCCCAUCCCGUAUAACCUUUAACCUCUCCAACCAACCCCCUUUAACCUUUGAUGUUGCCGGCUGUUUUGGCUGAUUUCAGCCAUUUGUUGCCACCAAAAUGUGGCUCAGUUUGGGGAAGGCUAACAUAUGGCACUCACUUUGGCAUAAUCAACAUCAUCAUCAUCAUCAACAGCAGGAGUAGCAGCAGUGCUGCUACCAGAAGUAGCAGUCACAGAGACAGCAUCAACAUCAUCAUUAUACUGACGAGUUGUUAAUGAUGAACAUAAUGACGACACGGAGCGCUUUGGGCCAACAAAGUUGUUAACAUAAAAUGGCUCGCUGCACACAUGUACACCCACAAUUUGCUCAGAUUUCCCAAGUAUUUAUGUGUACACACACACACUCAGAUACUCGUAUGUAUAUGUUUAACCACUUUCACCUUUUAUAGUCCACAUCUGUCAUUGCAGUCGGUUUCACCGGUGAAAAAUGUGAAGGGCAUGAAAAAUAAAACCAAGUCCAAAACCAAAAGCACAGCACGUGGAGGAAAAUUGUGUACAUUUUUCGCAAACACAUGAAGUUUAAGCCGAUUAAAUGGGAAAUUUAGUUAGAAGUUUGGGAAAGUCUUUAAAAUUAAGAGUCUGAAAAGUAUCCUAGAAAAGGAAAGAAAGUUAAGAUCAACGGACAGAUGAAAGGAAAAGCCUUAAACGACCGAUCCUAUUCAAGAAUUUAUAUACUUUAUAGAUCAGAAAUGCUUUCCUCUACGUGAUAUAAAACUUUCUGGUUAACAAACUUUCUUAAAUAUAAAAAUCCAAAUAGGAAAUCCAACCCUUAGUAAUGCCUUUAAAACCCUUUAAAAACCCAAAAAAAAUUUCUAUAGAUUUCCAUCCAAAGUUCAUUCAAUCAAUCAAAUCAAAAUUCUCAACUAAUUUUCUUUCUCUGCAUCAAUUUCCCGGCCAACAACUUGCAGUCAAAAAAAAAUAUAAAAAAAAAAAAAGAAGGAAAAUAAAAUGUGAAAAUUUCAUUAGAUUUUGCAUUUGAAGAAGGUAACAACCAGUGGAUGAGAGCCAAAAAAAAAAGAAAUGAAUAAAAAAUAUAAAUACGGCCAAGAGAGAUUGAGGGGUUGUUUCGCCUCAAACUUUUCUUUUUUUUUUUCCCCCCUCCCCAACUGGCUGGGGUGUAUUCUGGGUAAACUUUUCAUGUUUUUCCAUUGGGUUUCGGGUAUUUCCAUGCCGGCCGCGGGCGAUGGAUGAUUCUGAUUUCUGAUUUUGAGCCCAUGUUGCUGUGGGUAACUUUCGGCAUACGCCGUCAACCGGUCGUAUGAGCAAUGUAAACAACUUUCCCUCCCUCUAUUUCGACUUUUCCCUACCAACUGGCUUUUCCAUGAUGAGAAGCAGGCGUUUCCCUAGCUGUUUUUUUUGGUUAGUAUCCCAAAACGGAUAUAGACACAGUUUAUUUCCAAAUCUACAUCCAAAUAAAAGAGUUUUUUGUUAGAAAAAUAACAAGAAAAAUUAUAGUAAUGCCAGCUCUAGUGAUUUCCUUCUUUAACAGAUUUUGCCCCUCAAAGAGACUGCGUCAUUUGCUGGUGAAGCGCCGAAAAUACUUGAGGAAGUUCAUCCAGAUAGAGUGUCUAGCUCAUGGUGGAAAACCCAUUAGCCAGACUAAGAGAAAUCUCCUCACAAAACAUGUGAUUGGCUUCCUUGAGUUGAAUUUCAAGAGAGAUCUGCCAACGAAAACCAUAGAGAUCACGGCCACUCUACCAAAUCCUCAACUGCCCCCUAAAAGGGAUGUGGAAUACGAGUAUGAGAAUCUCUUCGAGGUAUUCGUGUGCAACAGCCAUGGAAAUUUGCUGACCAAAAUUCCCUUCAUGGAGAGUGACUAUCGACGUGCAACCCGUAAGGCCAUCAAGGCGGUGCGCUUUAUGGAUUCCUGAUUUCUGAGAAGUAGGUGGAUGGAACAUUUUUGCCUACUUACAUCCAAACAUGUCAGAAUUCAUUUGCCAUUUUCCAAGCAAGGAGGAAACAGGACGCCCAAAUAUCGAUUACCUGCUACAUCUACAUUUUCACUUUUCCUGGUCUCUUUAAUUGGUAGCUGAAGUUAAUUAAGUUGAAGCUGUAAACUGAUACUUUGGCUUCACUAAAUUUAUUGUUAAUUCAUUAAAAUUUAUACAAGGAAAAUCUCUGUAUUUUCCAAGCUUA
This is a messenger RNA of Drosophila eugracilis, 3540 nucleotides long. RefSeq lists its product as uncharacterized. The transcript has a single exon. The record is from RefSeq and is a predicted model, not a curated record. Bases 2862 to 3275 code for a protein of 137 amino acids. NCBI's taxonomy places the organism in Eukaryota, Metazoa, Arthropoda, Insecta, Diptera, Drosophilidae.